Messenger RNA from Zea mays, 997 nucleotides. RefSeq names its product E3 ubiquitin-protein ligase BOI. Gene Ontology annotation, molecular function: ubiquitin-protein transferase activity. The record is from RefSeq and is a predicted model, not a curated record. NCBI's taxonomy places the organism in Eukaryota, Viridiplantae, Streptophyta, Magnoliopsida, Poales, Poaceae. The transcript has 2 exons. The coding region runs from base 65 to 727 and encodes 220 amino acids.
AUCCUCCUCAUCUGGUCUAAUUCAAUCAACCGACGACACAGAUAGAAUUUCCUUUCCGCCAAUAAUGGAUCAAUGUUUAGGUAGCAGCCAUAUGGACGGGGAUCAGCAGACACCACCCCGGUUACCAUUGUUGACUGCUCUUUUUGAUCAGCACAGGCAGCAAGUAGACCGGACUCUUCAAGAACAUAACGAGCAGGUACGGCUACAGCUACAGCAACAGAUAUCUGCACAAAACGAGACUCUACUAAACCUGGCCGAGUCGAUGGCGAGAGAUGCGCUGGCGGAAAAGAACGGAGAAGUGUCGCGCCUACGCAUGGAGCUGAAGAGCACGCAAGAGCUUCUGCGAACCGCGUUGCAGGAAAGGGAUGAGGUGCAGUACCUCGCCAAAGGGUUCUACGAAAUGAACCGGUGGCUCAUCAUGUCCCGGCUGCCUCCUGUGUUGCAGGCAACAACAAGUGUCGUCCACGCACUUGAUGAUGGCUCAUCCUCCACUGGCUCCUGUAGCCAGGCACCGAACGUGGAGGGAGCUUCUGUAGGGAGGAGCACCACACGUGUUGUUGUUACCAGGCUUCUCUGUAAGGUCUGUUGUGCCCGUGAUGCUUGUAUGCUAAUCCUGCCGUGCCAACACCUCUGCGCAUGCGAGUCGUGCGGAAUCAGUCUUACAGUAUGCCCUCUCUGCUACCUUGCAAAGGACAAUGUGAUGGAGGUGGAGGCUCGGUUUGGCUGAUAAGGAAAGAGGCAGGCAGGGGGGGAAGAAGUCGUCAUGCAUGUUUUGUUCUUCAUAAGGUGUUAGUUGUAACCUUGUAUGAGUUCUUGUUGUUUUUGUUUACCUUACUCUCUCUUCGAAGAUAAUAGUAUAAAACAUCACUCCAACCUACACAGAACUAUUGUUGUUCCCGUACGUAGCUGUACAUCGCCUGUUAAGGUGUCUCAUGAAGAUACUAGCGCUACUCAGCCAAUUGGUGAACAGCUGGUACUCAGUUAAGACCAUGGGAAC